CGACUCAGACCAGCAUGCUCGCUCGCGCUACCCUCCGUACCGCCACCACGGCCCGCGCCUCGGCCGCACCCCGCCUCACCCGCAACGUCCAGCAGGGCGCCGCCGGCCGCGAGCCCAUCAACCAGGAGCGCGGCAACUCCAAGACGCCCUUCUACAUCGCCGGCGCCCUCGUCGUCCUCGUCGGCGGCUACUUCACCGGUUUCUUCAAGACGCCGCCUACGCCCGCCGUCAAGAACAUGCAGGAGGCAAUGCACCCCAAGACGCCCGAGGCAAAGGCCGCUGCCGGCAUCCGCGAGGACCCGCAUGACGAGCCGGUCAAGGUCGGCGGCGACCUCAAGGGCCGCAAGUAGAGCGCUCCCCUCCCGGAUCCCCCCUCUCCUGUUUUGUACAUGAUUCCCCCUCCCUCGUCGUCACAGCCCUGCCGCAGCAUGGUGUCCAUCGGCGCAGUACCGCAAUCACAGCUUCGUUCGCAGUGCUA
This is a messenger RNA of Rhodotorula graminis WP1, 478 nucleotides long. RefSeq lists its product as uncharacterized. The transcript is spliced from 4 exons. Lineage: Eukaryota; Fungi; Basidiomycota; Microbotryomycetes; Sporidiobolales; Sporidiobolaceae. The record is from RefSeq and is a predicted model, not a curated record. The coding region runs from base 15 to 350 and encodes 111 amino acids.